Dendroctonus ponderosae (mountain pine beetle) is the source of this 1538-nucleotide messenger RNA. RefSeq lists its product as uncharacterized. Gene Ontology annotation, cellular component: extracellular region. Gene Ontology annotation, molecular function: chitin binding. The transcript has 4 exons. The record is from RefSeq and is a predicted model, not a curated record. The coding region runs from base 200 to 796 and encodes 198 amino acids. Lineage: Eukaryota; Metazoa; Arthropoda; Insecta; Coleoptera; Curculionidae.
CCGCCAGUAUGAUACAAGAUGUUCACCAACUGCUGACCGUCUAGCUGAGGUACUUUCAACUUAUACGCCGCGGCGAGUUUUUUUUUCUGCGUGAAAGUCGGAUUCAAGUUUUGCACGUGCUUUUACAAGCUACGUGCUCAUAUUGUUUACCUUUUUUUCUUUUCGUCUUCAAAUUGGUCGUUUUGCAAAUUCGGCAACAAUGCUUUUCAGGACAAAUUUAGUGCAAUUGGUGAUUGUAAUUUUCGGAUAUUUUUUAGUUUCAGAUGGUUUAGAGCAAAAGUCCAGAGUUAAACGCCCACGGGCGCCUCCUCCUCCUGAUCCGGAAAAUGAUGUUGAUGGCGAUUUUGAUGAAAGAAACAAUGAUCUGAGCACAAAUUUCGUACCUGCCGGAUUCCUAAGCCCUUCAGUGCUGGAAUAUUUAGAAUUGGGCAAAUCCAUUCCAGGUCGACCAGGCACAGAUUAUCCAGUCUUAGGAAUGGUACCUUAUACCAACUUUUACUGUGAUGAGCAACAAUAUCCUGGCUUCUAUGCGGACCCGGAAACUCGGUGCCAAAGUUGGCACUAUUGCGAUAUUGAUGGUAGGCAGACGAGCUUUUUGUGCCCGAAUGGUACCCAGUUUAGUCAGCUGGUGUUCGUGUGCGAUUGGUGGUUUAAUGUGAGAUGCGAAUUAAGUGAAAAGUUGUAUGUGAUCAACAGCAGACUCUAUGGAAGACCAAAAUUGGAUCCAGCCAAGCCUCAUAGAAGCAUUACAAAACAGUUGCUAGAAGAUAUUUUUAAUGACGAAGAAAGACGCUAAAUAUCAAAUGUAGAUAGAGAUUUUGAGAGAUGCGAAUUGUUUGUAUUACUUUUCAAAUUUGUUUCGUUGAUAAUUCCUGUAAAUAUUCUUAUUGCAACCGAUUCCGAUCCGAGUUCGAAUAGUUAGGAACGUUUUUUGUGUUUUUCAGUUUACGUAGAUUAAGUUCUUCUCGAAUUAAUGCAUUAAGAAUAAGCGUUAAUUCAUUCAAAGAGAUUAUAUAUUAUAUUUAGUUUUAAUUAUGUUUAUAAGUGGCGAAAUAAUCUAGUUUUUAUAAACACUAGACUUACUUGGACACUAGAUAUACCUACUCACUUACUUAUUUUGUUAAGUAAAUUGUCCAGUUGCUUCACUUAAUUUUAUAAGUUACGCGUAUUUUUUUUAUAAUUAUUAUACAAAUGUUUUCAACUUUGAUUUAUCAAUUUUUCGAUUUUGUUCUUUUAGAUUAGUUUCCAUUUAGUGCGAUACAUAUAAUUUCAAUGAAAUAUUGUUUAUAUCUACCAUUUGGAAGUGAGCUUCUGCAUGCCAUCUUAUUAUAAGAAUAGUUAGCUGUUAGUGAACAUCACAAUACGCAAAUGGAAGAUUUUUCCUGCAUUUAAGAAACGUAAUUAAUAAGGCCACAAAUCCGGCGUGGGUUGUAAAAGUAACUAUUUUCAACAUUAUUACAAACAGGGGUAGUUUGUAGUUUGUGGAUUGUAGAAGUUGCUUUUUAGUGUUGAUAUAUCAAAGAUUUGUUAUAAGUGUG